This is a messenger RNA of Phytophthora infestans T30-4, 592 nucleotides long. RefSeq names its product HIT domain-containing protein, putative. NCBI's taxonomy places the organism in Eukaryota, Oomycota, Peronosporomycetes, Peronosporales, Peronosporaceae. Gene Ontology annotation, biological process: nucleotide metabolic process. The record is from RefSeq and is a predicted model, not a curated record. Gene Ontology annotation, molecular function: catalytic activity. The transcript has a single exon. Bases 10 to 444 code for a protein of 144 amino acids.
UCGACCAUCAUGGCUCCAAUUGCGUACGACCCGGAGAAUAUCUUCGCCAAGAUCAUUAAGGGCGACAUCCCAUGCUACAAAUUGUUCGAGACCGAGCACGUGUUGGCCAUUCUUGACGCCUUCCCGGUAGCCCCAGGCCAUGCGCUGCUUAUUCCUAAGGCUCUGGGUUUCGCCACGGUCACGGACAUGACUCCUGAGGUGGCAGCCAACCUGUUCAAGGAGCUGCCGCGUCUGGCCAAGGCCGUACAGGCGGCCACGGGUGCUGAUGGUCUCAACAUCAUCCAAAACAAUGGUGCGGCGUCGGGUCAGGCCGUCUUCCACGCGCACAUCCACGUGAUCCCGCGCUUCGACAAGGACGGCCUCAUCACGCUACCGAACGGCCCGAGCAUGAUCAACAAGGAGGACGGCGAGGCCAUGCAGACCAAGAUCCAGACCAAGCUCUAGACUACAUGCAGUCAUAGUAUCCACCCAGUUUAGGGUGGACUCUUUCCGUUAGUUGGCAACAAAUUAUUACCCUUGGAUGCUAUUUAGGCAACUAGUUGCAACCCGGUCGUUAUUUUCUCUCAUGACGAGUUGUGUAUUUCAAGAAUGG